Phascolarctos cinereus (koala) is the source of this 3064-nucleotide messenger RNA. The record is from RefSeq and is a predicted model, not a curated record. NCBI's taxonomy places the organism in Eukaryota, Metazoa, Chordata, Mammalia, Diprotodontia, Phascolarctidae.
AUGUGGAGGGCAGACCUUAUUGGAAGCAUGCUGCAACUUUUAAUCACCAGUUCCAUCCUUGUCUCCAAUAUGGUAUGUGUGGAGCUUCUGGGAAGCCUCUGUAUGACAGUCUUAUUAAUGGUGCUGAGCAGGCCCACAGCCUGGGGCAGGGACAUUCCAGAGAAUUACCUACAUCAGGUGAGGUCUGAGUGUCACAUGACCAAUGGAACCCAACGGGUCCGCUUUGUGGGAAGACUCAUCUAUGACCGGAAGGAGUUUGUGCACUUUGACAGUGACGUGGGACUAUUUGAGGCAAAAAUGGAGUUGUGGAGAUCCCAAGUCCAGAAAUGGAACAGUCAGAAGGAAAUAGUCAAGACUGCAAGGUCCAUAGUGAAUGUGUGCAGACACAAUUACCUUUUAUAUGAUAAACUCAUAGUGCAAAGGAAAGUUCAGCCCCGAGUGAAGGUUUUCCCCUCAAAGAUACAACCACUUGGGCACCACAACCUGCUCCUCUGUUCCGUGACCAGUUUCUAUCCUGGUGAGAUCAAGGUCAGCUGGUUCAGGAAUGCAAAAGAAGAAAAGUCUGGAGUCCUGUCCACAGGCCAAAUCCAGAAUGGUGACUGGACCUUCCAGACCCUUGUGAUGCUAGAAGUGACCCCCCAAAGAGGAGAUGUCUUUACUUGCCAUGUGGACCAUGUCAGCUUGCAGAGCCCUAUCACCGUAGACUGGAGAGCACAGUCUGAAUCUGCCCGGACUAAGAUGCUGACUGGAAUUGGGGGCUUGGUGCUUGGACUGAUCUUACUUGGAGUGGGACUUGUCAUCCACCUUAGAAGUUUGAAAGAGAAACUGCAUAUGGAGCUUGCUAAAUUAAAAGUCAUUUGUCCCACCCAUCCCAUUGUGGCCAGGCUUGGGGAAGAUGUCACCUUAUCUUGUCAUCUUUCCCCUGAGACGAAUGCAGAGGACUUGAAAGUGAAAUGGUUCCAGGCCCAGCUGUCUCCUGUGCUCAUGGAUCAGGAUAUGGUUGAUGAGACCAGAAAAGCAACAGAGAAGAACAAAAAGACAUUAUUAGUGACACAUGCAAUCGACAAAGUGAGAGGGAUCCUGAAAAUAUUCAAUGUUGAUACAUCAGAUGAUGGGCAAUAUUGGUGUCGUUUUGAACAAAAUGGCAUCCAUCAGGAAGCCAGUUUGGAGCUAAAAGUAGCAGGUUUGGGCUCAACCCCUCAGAUCUCCCUGAAGAGAAAUGAAGAUGGAAGAGUUCAACUGGUGUGCACUUCAGAAGGAUGGUUCCCACAGCCCCUGGUGUGGUGCAGAGAGGUUGGGGGAAAGAAUUUGUCUGCCCUCUCUGAGGUCCAGAUACAGAGCACAAAUGGUCUAUUCCAUGUGGAGGCAUCUGUGGUGGUCAGAAAUUACCUCCUGGAGAAUGUGAUCUGUUCCAUCUAUAACCCUUUGCUUGGCCAGGAAGUAUCUGCUUUCUACAUUCCAGAGCCACCACCACUGGGGAUGACCUCUUCCUGGAAGAUCCUGCUCACCCUGGGGCUCUUCCUAUUAAUUGCAACUAUGGCUCUUACAUGGAACAAGUAUUAUAGAAAAGAUUCAACCCUAUGCUUGGGCCUCUUAAGAGCUUUUUGGAUCCUGAUUCUGUCUUCCAAUGUGUUAGCUGUGCCUACCAGCUUUAUGUCAUCUGCAAAUUUGAUGAGGAUGCCAUCUCAACAUUCGCUGAAGUCAUUGAUAAAAAUAUUAAAGAGCACAGGGUCAGCGACAGAUGCCUAAGGUAGUCUACCACAUUCAUGCUGAGCCAUUAAGAACUACUCCUUGAGUCCAGUCAUCCAACAAUUUCUGAGACCAUCUGAUUCUAUUACUGUCUAAUUCAUAUCUUUCUCUGUUUUUGUCAUAUGAUACUUUAUCAAAAACUUUGCUAAAAUCUAGGUAAACUACAUUCACAACAUUCCCCUCCUCUUUUAGUUUAGUAAUCCUGUCAAACAAUGAAAAGUGGUUAGUCUGGCAUGAAUUGUUUAUGAUGAAGCAAUGCUGCUUCUUUGUAAUCACUGCUUCCCUUUCUACACAUCCAAUAAUCAUCCCUUUAAUCAUUCUUUCUAGAAUUUCCCAAGAAUCAAAGUCAAGCUCAUGGGCUUCUAGUUUGCAGGCUCUAUGCACUUUCUUUCUCUAUUUCUUUAUUCUUCUUUUUGAAAACUUAUAUAUUUGCCUUUCUCUCAUCUUUGGAUACCUUCCUUGCAAGAUCACUGGCAAUGGCUCAGUAAUCACAUUUGCCAGUCUUCUUGGGACCUGAACGUGUGAUUCAUUGGGGCUGCUCUUACUCUCUCUGCUCACUUAUUUUUGGUAUCAAUCCUCUGUUUAGUAAUUUUAGUUCCAUCAUUUUCAUUAUAAAGGUUACUUUCCCUUGCAGAGAAAGCAGACACAAAAUUAGAGUUAAGCAGCUCUACCUUCUGUUUGUUGUCACUUAUCAUUGACCUUUUGACCUCAAAGAAAGGCCCUCCCUUCUUCAAUCCUUUUAUUAUUCCAAUUUAUUUUUUAAAAUAAUCAACCCUUCUGUUGUCUUUAGCUGCCCCACCAGCCUCAGCUCAUACUGAAGUUUAGCAUUCCUGACACUGUUUUUAUAGGACUUUGUCUCACUGUUAUACUCAUCUUCUGUUACCUGGACUUGUACAUUUCUUUUCAAAAUCUAAGUUGAUUGAUAAAUUCCCUGUGCAUCUACAUAGUUCUCUUCAGAAAAAUACCAUUCUUUUCCUCAUUGAAUUUGUUUCUCUUUGUGUCUUCAAAUUUUCAUUCUUGAGCAUUUUUCAUCCCUCCUAGACUGACUUCCUCAGAAGCAUGUUAGUCCUAAGUUAGAUCCUAUCUAGAUUUUCCCUGAACCCACUGAAAUCUGUUUCCCAAAAUCUAGGGCACAUGUCAGAUAAUACAGUUUUCCUUUUGCUGUAUCACAAAUUCUAGGAUGGACUGGUUAACGCCCCCUCAAGUGUCCCACCAUCUCCCCUCUAGUAACCAGUUUUUCCUCCCAGGGAGUGAGAAUGAGAAGAAAUCAAAUACAAACUUUUCUACUUCCUUUAGGAGGAAGCAAACCUGGCCU